This is a messenger RNA of Neurospora tetraspora, 916 nucleotides long. Its product is annotated as putative conidiation-specific expression protein. The record is from RefSeq and is a predicted model, not a curated record. NCBI's taxonomy places the organism in Eukaryota, Fungi, Ascomycota, Sordariomycetes, Sordariales, Sordariaceae. The transcript is spliced from 4 exons. Bases 188 to 805 code for a protein of 205 amino acids.
UGACAAGUCCACAACAAUAUACAACUACACAGCUCAAGUCAAGUCAACACUAUUCAAGACUUGACUUCACACAACUCGCCAACAACAACAAACAACCACCCUCAUCGUAACCACAACAACACCUUUCCCAACGCAUAACAACGCCACCCCCCUCUUCCCCCACCCUCACCCCCAUCGAUCCACCACAAUGGACGACACAAACACCACCACCGGCACCAACACCAACGUCGGUCCCCUCCCACCCACCACCGCCCCUCGCAACCCUCCCUCCUCCGACACCGCCCCUCCCGCCUCUGAGUCGACCCGCACCCCCGUCGCCCCCGUCUCCGGCGGCGCCCGCACCUCCACCGCCGCCGCUCCCGCCUCCGAGUCUACCGGCAAGACGGGCACUGAUCCGGCCCAGUCUAUGUCAAAGAUGGGCACCGGAGCAAGGGAUACGAGCGAUAGCAAGCUGAUUGACGACAGCACCAAGCUCUUUCCCUCGGUCGGCGGGACCAUGAGUAGUGGUGAAGGAGAGGCACAGAACAUGUUUAGGAGUGAGAGGAGCGCGAGUACUAGUUCGACUAGUAGCACUGUCAGUGGGAGUGAUCGGUUGAUGGGGUCGGCGAGCACGGUUACUGAGUUUCCGCAUGCUAGACGGGCAUCCCACCAUGGACUCUUCGAGGGCUUGAUUGACCAGAAGAGAAGGAACGACCCGGCUAGUGUUGCGAGACGGCAGAGUUUGAGUGAGCAGAGGCCGUCGGGUGGUGGGUUCAUUGCUAAGAUGUGGGAUAACUGGGUACGCGGCGCCCCCCCUGACAUCUAAACGACUUGCAUCUUUCCGUCUCGCCAGCUCAUCGGAAGAUAUUGGAUACAGUCGCAAUUGUAUAAGGGCAGGCACGAUGGAGGGGAUGGAUGUAAUUGGCAUUAAUGAUUG